AUGGCAGACUUUCAACCUGAUUCCAUAAAUCAAAUGGAUCAACCUCAAGAUCUUGAACGAUACGUUGAUGAAGAAAGUGAGGAUUCCGGUACCACAGACGAAGAAGAAAUUGAAAACCAUACAUCUGUUACAAUUGGAGAACGAAUCAUUAAUAACACAUCUAAUAUACCAAAAAUUGCAUGGCAUCCACAGAAUGAUAUCAGUUUGAAUAGUGACAAAACUUUUUUUUCAUCUCCCUUUUCUAAACCUCUUUUACUUUCCAAUAAUUUUUCAGAAGCUAGAGAUGCAGAUGCCGCAGAAAGAAAUUUUCUCUCCUGGUUAAAAGUAGCAACUUAUCUUUCUAUUGCAGGUACGGCUGUUAUAAUUAAUAUCAGGUUUCAUGAUCGAAAAAAUGAAGGCAAUACUUCACUGAAUAAAAGUGGAAAUGCCUUUCUGAUUGGUGUCAUGCAAAGUUUAUCAUCAAGUUCGAUAACAAGUCAACAAAAUCUUUUAGAGUCAGUGGUUGAAGAAAAUGACUAUAAUGGACAUUUAUUUUCAUUACCAUUAGGUUUUGUGUUUUACUCCCUAUCAUUUUUGUCAAUAUUAGUUUCAAUUGUAAAUUAUAUUUCUACGAUUAAUGGAUAUUUUAAGCAAAGAGUUGUUGUGACAAAUUCUUUUUUGACAACACUAACAAUCGCAAGCAUUUCUUUGGUAAUAUUAACCAGUAAUGUGAUUGUUCUUUGGAAGUUUUACUGA
Magnusiomyces paraingens is the source of this 735-nucleotide messenger RNA. RefSeq lists its product as uncharacterized. Lineage: Eukaryota; Fungi; Ascomycota; Dipodascomycetes; Dipodascales; Dipodascaceae. The record is from RefSeq and is a predicted model, not a curated record. Bases 1 to 735 code for a protein of 244 amino acids. The transcript has a single exon.